UGCGGGGAGUUGCUACAGUGGAGCAGAGCGGCGAUCGUGUCGAUUUCACAACCCAUCAUGGCGCUGUGUGCCGCAUCAGAAGGGCAUCCUUUUAGCAAUUUGAUUGACACAUUGAAAAGUGAAAAAUGUGAAGAUAAAAAAUUUUUUAAUCCACUGAAGCUUAAUGACCCAAGAUAUGGCCAACUUCCCCUGUCCAUCCGAAUCCUCCUGGAGUCCGCCAUACGCAAGUGCGAUGGCUUCUACGUGCGCGAGGAGGACGUCCAAAACAUCCUGGACUGGCGGCAGCAGCAGAGCUCCACUGAAAUCGCCUUCUCCCCGGCCAGAGUCCUGCUUCAGGACUUCACGGGUAUCCCUGCCAUGGUGGACCUGGCUGCGAUGAGAGAUGCCGUGGCCAAGCACGGAGUCGAUCCCAACCUAGUUAACCCUACGUGUCCCACCGACCUCAUCGUAGACCACUCACUACAGAUCGACUUCAGCAAAUGUGCGAUUCAGAACGCCCCAAACCCAGGGGGAGGGGAGGGCCACGGCACCCCAAUCAAGUCCCCCUCUGCCAAAGCUCCCCAGUCCCGGGGGUCCCAGUGCGGCGGCCAAGGCCAGAGGGGCUGCGGCAAGGGGGCCUGCAACGACCCCCCACCUGCCUCAGGAAGAGCCGCCGCUGCUGUCCAGAUCGAGAACACCCCCCUGCUCUGCCCCUUCCAUCUGAAGCCCGUCUCCGAACCAGAAACAGCCCUCAAGAACCAGGAAAUGGAGCUGAUUAGAAACAAAGAGAGGCUUCAGUUCUUUAAGUGGUGUUCUAAAGCCUUUAAGAACAUCAACGUGGUGCCGCCGGACAUCGGCGCUGUGCACCAGGUGAACCUGGAGUACCUGUCUCAGGUGGUGCAGGAGCGGGACGGCUUCGUCUUUCCCGACAGCGUGGUGGGCACCGACUCCCACACCACCAUGAUCAACGGCCUGGGGAUCCUCGGCUGGGGAGUGGGCGGUAUAGAAUCGGAGGCGGUCAUGCUGGGCCAGCCCGUCUCCCUGACGCUGCCCCAGGUCGUAGGCUGCAAACUGAUGGGAUCCAUCAACACCCUGACCACGUCCAUAGACAUCGUCCUGGGGAUCACCAAGCACCUUCGCCAGGCCGGUAUUGCUGGGAGGUUCGUGGAGUUCUUUGGGCCAGGCGUUUCCCAGCUGUCCGCUCCAGACCGUACGACCAUCGCCAACAUGUGCCCCGAAUACAACGCCACCGUCAGCUUUUUCCCCGUAGAUGAUGUCACACUGAAGCACUUUAAGCAAACAAACUUUAGUGAGGAGAAACUUGAAUUACUGGAGGCAUACCUUAAGGCUGUGAAACUGUUUAGAAGUUAUCAGGACUCUUCAGAAGAUCCACAGUAUUCAGAGGUGAUAGAAAUAAACCUCAGCUCCAUCGUCCCCCAUGUCAGCGGGCCCAAGAGGCCUCAGGACAGAGUGGCUGUCAGCAACAUGAAGACGGACUUCCUGUCCUGCCUCAAUGAGAAGGUGGGCUUCAAAGGGUUCCACAUUCCUGUGGAGAAGCAGGAGACCCUGAUGCCUUUCCUCCAUGAAGGCCGGGAGUACAAGCUGGCCCACGGCUCCGUCGUUAUCGCCGCUGUCAUCAGCUGCACGAAUAACUGUAACCCCUCUGUCAUGCUGACUGCGGGUUUAUUGGCGAAGAAGGUGGUGGAGGCGGGCUUGGCGGUCAAGCCUUAUAUCCGGACCAGCCUGGCCCCAGGCAGCGGGAUGGUGACCCAUUACCUCAGUGCCAGCGGUGUCCUGCCUUACCUCAGUCGGCUUGGGUUUGAGGUGAUUGGUUAUGGAUGUGCCACAUGCGUAGGGAACACUGCACCCUUACCGGAAGCUGUUGUUGGUGCCAUUAAACAGGGAGACUUGGUUGCGUGUGGAGUGCUUUCUGGAAACAGACACUUUGAGGGCCGUCUGUGUGACUGCGUGCGUGCCAACUAUCUGGCCUCCCCACCCUUGGUGGUGGCCUACGCCAUCGCUGGAACUGUAGAUAUCGACUUUGAAACAGAGCCUUUAGGUGUGAAUUCGGAGGGUAAGGAGGUGUACUUGCGUGACGUGUGGCCCACUCGGGAGGAGGUCCAGCACACCGAGGGACACACUGUCAUCUCGUCCAUGUUCAAAGAAGUCAGGCACAGAAUGGAGAAAGGGAACAAGCUAUGGAGCAACCUCGAAGCACCUGAAUCAGAGCUGUUCCCUUGGGAUCCCAAAUCUACAUACAUCAGGUGUCCCUCCUUCUUCAACAAACUUACAAAAGAGCCGUCUCCACCCCAGUCUAUAGAGAACGCCCAUGCCUUGCUGUUUCUGGGGGACAUGGUGACGACUGAUCAUAUCUCCCCAGCUGGGAGUAUUGCGCGGGUCAGUCCUGCUGCCAAGUACCUCAUAAGCAAGCGCCUUACGCCUCGUGAGUUUAACUCGUAUGGAGCCCGAAGGGGGAAUGAUGCCGUGAUGACCCGCGGGACGUUUGCCAGCAUCAAACUCCAGAACCGCUUCAUCGGGAAGACGGGGCCGAAGACUUUGCACAUCCCAUCAGGCCAGACGCUGGAUGUGUACGAUGCAGCGGAGCGCUACCAGAGAGAAGGGAUCCCCCUCAUCAUCCUUGCGGGAAAGAAGUAUGGCUCUGGAAGCUCCCGUGACUGGGCUGCCAAAGGACCCUACCUGCUGGGCGUGAGGGCGGUGAUUGCAGAGAGUUUCGAGAAGAUGCACAAAAAUCACCUGGUGGGCAUGGGGAUAGCGCCGCUCCAGUUCCUGCCGGGGGACACCGCCGACUCCCUGGAGCUCUGUGGGAAGGAGAAGUUCUCUGUGGCCAUCCCAGAGGACCUGUCCCCACGACAAGAACUGACCGUCAAGACGAGCACAGGGAAGAGCUUCAGAGUGACGGCGCUGUUCGAGAGCGAGAUGGACGUGGUAUUCUAUCGGCACGGCGGGAUCCUGCGAUAUGUCGCUCGUAACAUGGUUCAGCAGUGGUGCUGAUGCGCCCCCCUCCCCGACCCC
Megalops cyprinoides (Indo-Pacific tarpon) is the source of this 3012-nucleotide messenger RNA. RefSeq names its product iron-responsive element binding protein 2 (gene ireb2). The transcript has 22 exons. The coding region runs from base 58 to 2991 and encodes 977 amino acids. Lineage: Eukaryota; Metazoa; Chordata; Actinopteri; Elopiformes; Megalopidae. The record is from RefSeq and is a predicted model, not a curated record. Gene Ontology annotation, cellular component: mitochondrion; cytosol. Gene Ontology annotation, molecular function: aconitate hydratase activity; iron-responsive element binding; 4 iron, 4 sulfur cluster binding. Gene Ontology annotation, biological process: citrate metabolic process; tricarboxylic acid cycle.